AUGGGAUUCGGAAAGUUCCUCGCAGUGCUACUGAGUCUUUCAGUGGCAGGCAACAUUGCAGGAACAUUUUACUCAAUAUCACUGAACAUCCAGAUCUUUAUUCCUCCCCUGGUUGUAGUUCCUCGAUAUGUAUUCUCGCUAGUUGCUACAGCGAUGUUCUAUGACACGAUCACCAAUUUCCUUGGGCUGAUUGGGUACUGGGCCAGCGCGUUCAUCGCUAUUAUUAUUCUGGAGCAUCUUUUGAUCCGACACAACAACCCAGUAGAGUAUGACCUUGAUGAUUGGGACGCACCAAGAAGGUUGCUUUCGGGCAUCGCUGCUCUUGCUGCUAGGAUAGCUUCGUUCGGACUUGUUAUCCCUUGUAUGAGCCAGGUGUGGUUCACGGGUCCAAUCGCCAAAAUGACAGGGGAUAUCGGCUUUGAGGUUGCGUUUGGGGUCAGUGCAGUACUAUACCUUCCUUUUCGUCUGCUUGAGAUUAGAAUACUGGGGCAUGUGUAA
Messenger RNA from Laccaria bicolor S238N-H82, 498 nucleotides. RefSeq names its product cytosine-purine permease. Gene Ontology annotation, biological process: transmembrane transport. Gene Ontology annotation, cellular component: plasma membrane. Lineage: Eukaryota; Fungi; Basidiomycota; Agaricomycetes; Agaricales; Hydnangiaceae. The transcript has 2 exons. Gene Ontology annotation, molecular function: transmembrane transporter activity. Bases 1 to 498 code for a protein of 165 amino acids. The record is from RefSeq and is a predicted model, not a curated record.